ACCCACUGGAUCCUCGUUGGUUCCUCUCAAGGUUUCUUCCUCUUAACAUCUUAGGGAGUUUUUCCUCGCCAUCGUCGCCUCCGGCUUGCUCAAUUGGGAUAAAUUCACAAAUUUAAAAUCUGUAUCCCGUGUUUAUAUAUUUCUGUAAAGCUGCUUUGAGACAAUGACCGUUGUAAAAAACACUAUACACAUAAAAUUGUAUUGAAUUGAAUUAAAUACAUGACUUAUUUGAGUCGUUUACUUCAAAGUCUAUAUAUAAACACCACCUUAGCAGCUCUAGCAAUAAAUUUCUGAACACCUUGUGUAUAAAUAAAGGAGAUACCAUGUUGACAUAUUUGUUUAUAAUGUAGUAGAUUUGACAUUUUUAAAGGGUUAAAAUAACCCUGAAAAUAUUAACCCAUUUAUUCCACCACAGCGCUGUUAAAGGCUGAUCUCCAGUUAUCGAAAAUGUUUGGUUGCAGUAAUUGCUGCUGAAGUUUAGUAACGAAAUAAGCCUGUGUUCCUAGGAUGAGCUGACCUCAUAGUGAGAAACAUGGUGUUGCACAGUGUUUGAGGAGCUAAUUUUCAGUUGUAACUUUUUAAGCUACAACUCAGGAAGCAAACUGAUGUUGGCUCAAAGCCUAUUUUGGGUGGCUAUGUUGGCCCUCCCUAUAAAUCUUUGGCCCAAUGUUGGGUUAGGAUUUAUUUAUUGUAUUUAUUUAUUUAUUUAUUUUUAAAUAAAAUUGGCGAAGCAGCACAUUUCAUAACAACCCUGCCUACGUUGGCAAGGUGGCAGAAAGUCUCUCUGCCCUGGUACCCCAAUCUUGACCCAAUGUAUACAAUAACUUUGGCCCAAAAGAAUGACUGACCUGGGAAGGUGCUGAAUGGAAAUAGCUAAGCUACAGCUAAGAAAAGUAGAUUACACUGAAGCUGAAUGCUAUGAAGCUUAUGGUAUAAACUAAUCUGCUGAAUACUGCGUCAUAGUAUGUUAUGUAUAUAUUCACAGCAUUUAAUAUAUAUAUUUAUUUAUAUUGUUAUUCUUUUGCACUACCUGUUAUAUCGGACACUUUCAUAGUAGAGCUGUGUAUUGGUCGGCGCUACUCUGUGCCCAUUGUCCUGGUUUAGUAGUUACUGUAUUGUCUUGUGUUGUUUGCACCCACAGUUCAUGUAUAUUGUGUAGGGUUUUUUUUUUUUUUUUUUUAAUGUAGCACCAUGAUCCUGAAGGAACGCUGUUUCAUUCACUGUGUACUGUACCAGCUGUAUAGGGUUGGCAUGACAAUAAAAAGCCACUUGACUUGAAGCUAGUUUAUCAAACUGACGCUAAUCAACCGUGUGGCAUUUUAGUUUUACCGUGCAACUUUACUGUUUGAUUCAUUAAUAAUUUGUGAAAAGGGAAAAGCAUUUUGUUGUGCUAGACUGCUACUUAUUGAAAAGGUAGCUCGUAUCGGGACAGCUACAUUGUUUUGAAAAUAACUCAGCUAGUGUCGCGCUAGUAAAAUGUAGAUAAGCUAGUAGAGUCGCUAGUUGUAGGUGACGUUGUGACUGGAGUUGCUCUUUAAAGUAAUGGACUAGCCUUAAAGGGGGCUUACAGAGGAAGGGCAAACCGACAACGGCGUUUUUAAAACAGUGUUGAACAAACACCAAGUUGAAAUUCCAGAACCGGUAUAAAAUAUGCUCGGCACAACACUACAGCACGUCCAGUGACCUGUCUUACCGCGAUACUCGCAAAUCUCGCGAGAUAUAGAACGCUUCCUUCUGGUUGGAGAGCUGCUUCCUGUACCGGAUUUUUUUUUUUUUUUUUCUGCAAAAUUUCUAAAAGUGUUUAAACGGAAUUUUGAGCACAAGUCACGCAUCGACAGGACAGCCGCUGGGAUGAUUUAAUGCUGCAGCCUCUUGGUGAAAAAGAGGGAUCAGCUGUGCUAGGACAGAGGCCUAAAAGCUGUCAUCUGUCUGAGGACGCUUCCUAUAGGAGCCAGGGCCGCGCCGAGUCUCAGUCCCAGUCUCUACUGGGAGAGCUUUGAAAAAUAUUACAGUCAUGACUCCGUCUCAAACCUUGUUCCAGCUCAUACACUAGAGCGUUUUGCCGUCAAAGAGGGUUUCCGACCAACCAAUGCUUACCUGUCUGUGUGGGAGCAGCUUCUCUUGACUUCUUGUCAUCCGCCUACUUGUCCGACUGUGACAGAACUCCGUGAGGCAUGCCAGACUGGAAAAACUAAACCUUCUCAACAGCUGGUUUAUAAUAUAUUGUGUCACUUUAGGGAAAUUACACUGGCGGUAACUCGUUGUCGUUGCAUUUCUCGGUAAAAUAAUAAUAAUAAUAAUAAUAAUAAUAAUAUAUAUAUAUAUAGUAGUCAGUCAUGGCCCCGAAGAAACCCCGACCAGUCCCACUGACCAUACCGCCUACAGGAGAGGGUCAACCGUCCACCAACGCUGAUGCUGCCUCAGAAGCUAAUCUGGAAGCCUUGCAGAAGAAGCUAGGGGAGCUGGACUUGGAUGAGCAGCAGAGGAAGCGUCUCGAAGCCUUCCUCACCCAGAAGGCUCAGGUGGGUGAGCUGAAAGAUGAUGACUUUAAACCCAUCUGUGAGCUGGGUGCCGGGAACGGAGGAGUGGUCCACAAAGUGCGCCAUAAACCCUCUAGGCUGGUUAUGGCCAGAAAGCUUAUUCAUUUGGAAAUCAAACCAGCCAUUAGGAACCAGAUUAUUCGUGAGCUGCAGGUGCUGCAUGAAUGUAACUCACCCUACAUAGUGGGCUUCUAUGGAGCUUUCUACAGUGAUGGGGAGAUCAGUAUCUGUAUGGAGCAUAUGGAUGGCGGCUCGCUGGAUCAGGUACUAAAAGAAGCUAGAAGAAUUCCAGAGGAAAUCCUGGGCAAAGUUAGUAUUGCAGUACUCAGAGGACUUGCCUAUCUACGGGAGAAGCACCAAAUUAUGCACCGAGACGUGAAGCCCUCCAACAUCCUGGUGAACUCGCGCGGUGAAAUCAAGCUGUGCGACUUUGGCGUGAGCGGCCAGCUCAUCGACUCCAUGGCCAAUUCCUUUGUGGGAACACGUUCGUACAUGUCGCCGGAGAGGCUCCAGGGCACUCACUAUUCAGUGCAGUCGGAUGUGUGGAGCAUGGGCCUGUCACUGGUAGAGCUGGCCAUAGGCCGCUACCCCAUCCCCCCGCCUGACGCCAAGGAGCUGGAGGCCAUCUUUGGGCGACCCGUGCUGGAUGGAGCAGAGACAGAGGGACACAGCACGUCCCCAAGACCCAGACCUCCUGGACGCCCCAUUAGUGGACAUGGAAUGGACAGCAGGCCGGCCAUGGCUAUAUUUGAGCUACUGGACUACAUUGUCAAUGAGCCCCCACCUAAGCUGCCACAUGGUGUAUUUACCUCAGACUUCCAGGACUUUGUGACAAAAUGCCUCAUCAAGAACCCUGCAGACCGAGCUGACCUGAAGAUGCUGAUGGGCCACACAUUUAUCAAGCGUGCAGAAGUGGAUGAGGUGGACUUUGCUGGCUGGUUGUGCAGAACCAUGGGUCUGAAUCAGCCAAGCACUCCCACUCGCACCUCUGAAUGAACUCCAGUCAAGCCACACACACCAUUCCCAGCACCCUCUCUCCGUUUCCUCUUCUCCCCUCUGGUUCUUUUUCCCUGCUUGAUAAGCCUGGUCAGGCCAACUCACUUCCCCUUGUCCCUCCUCACUUGCUCUAUUGUUGCCACAGGGCUUUCUGCAGGUACUGGUCUAUGAAAGGUCGUGUUUGUCAUUGGUACAACUGUCCAUUUAAUUGAAUUUAGGUUCAAACAUGUCUUGCCUUGAAUUAACAGCAUAUUUAAGAUCUCAGAGCAGUUAUUCAGGAAUGUUUCAGGUAUGGCAUUAGAGCACUGGGUGUAUACUGUAUAAUGCAUAUUUUUACUAUGAUUUUUCAGGUGUCAUAUUUUUGCACUCUGGUGAUUGUGUAAUAGUGUUGCUACAUGAAAACAGCAGUCUGGUCAGAUGUUCUGUUUCAGAAGAUACAUUUCUGUUCUACUCUCUCUUGUGUUGAACAGUUUUAAACCAAAGAGGGCUACUGCAGAUCACACUGAUAAUGAUUUUCUGGUAAUGUGUGGGCUGGAUAUGUUUAUAAAGAUGAAUGAAUUCAUGAAGCUGAACUGCUACUCCUACAUGCAUUUAUGUAGGUAUACAGUUGAUGCAAAGUCUGAGACGUUGCAAGACCAGGAUGUUUGGUAACAUAUCAGAUAUUGAUUAUGUUAUAAAUUUGGAGAUAUAAACAGCUUGUGGCAGCUUCUGCCUUAAAUGUGUUAAUUUAAAAGAAAAUAAACUAUCUCCACUGUAAAACAGUAUGGUUAUAAAUAUCCCAAAAUAAGGACAUGCAGCCCAUCUGCAUUUUAUCACAGAAAGAAACUUGUGAAAUUUGAGAUGUAACACAUUUACUGUCACAAGAUAUUUCUAUAUUAUACAGAAGGGCACUUUUACUUCCUAAAAUCUUUUUUUGUUUGUUUUUUUUCAUGGCUGUAUAUGAUGCUUAGGUUUGUUAUCUGAAAAUUCUGUUUAAUGCUGUAACGUUUUUCACCAUUUGGUAUUUUGGGGAAGAUAUUUUUUAUGCUUUGAUGCUGCAUUUUUUUGCCAACUACACAUAAAGACAGAGAUACACUUUUGCUCUAUAGACAAACCAGGAUUACACUCCACAUUACAGCUGACAAUCCGCACACAGACUGUACAUCCUCAGCAAGCUCUGUUUAAUAUAAGUUAAUAAAGAAUUUGCGUAGUACACAAUUCACUAAGUUGUGAUAAAUGUGACGUACUAUGCAAGCAAAUGUAAUUUAAUAUAAAUGCACAGAGUUAGUGGAUGGCUGAUGUAAGGUAGGAAUGUAGGCCCAUUGGAUGCUGAUAGGGCUUGGCUAUGUUCUUUACCUUCUUCAAUGUUCAGUUUCUCCGAAACAAAAUGGGGCAUAAUAUAGGCAUAGAACACAUGUAUCACAUUCAGUUGAAAAAGACUGUCUCAAAAGACAUCAGUUUUUACAUUAUGAUAUUUUUUUGAGAAACUGAACAUAAUAAUGUUGGACCUGUAUUGCGAACAUAGCUGGCAUUCACCUCCAACCAAAUGAAUGCAGAUGCACAUGUGUAUAAAAAUAUAUAUACAGUACUAGUAGUACUGUUUCACAGUCUUAAAAAAUAGCCUUCUUUAGUUGUCUUUUUUUUCUCUCCUUUUUUUGAUCGGUGUAGGAAAAUUGGAAAGUCAUUUUACUGUCAUAUGAAUUUGUUGAAUACAAUUCUAAUACAUGAAUAAAAUCUU
Ictalurus furcatus (blue catfish) is the source of this 5253-nucleotide messenger RNA. It is a transcript of the gene map2k2a, whose product is annotated as mitogen-activated protein kinase kinase 2a. Gene Ontology annotation, biological process: protein phosphorylation. Gene Ontology annotation, molecular function: ATP binding; protein kinase activity. Lineage: Eukaryota; Metazoa; Chordata; Actinopteri; Siluriformes; Ictaluridae. The transcript has 11 exons. The record is from RefSeq and is a predicted model, not a curated record. The coding region runs from base 2337 to 3536 and encodes 399 amino acids.